GCCGCGUUCAGUCUUCUUUCGAGCGUCGUGCACAUCGGGUCGAUUCCUCCACUAUCUCGAUACGAUUCAAUUUCAAUUCGAGCCGAUCCAGUCCGCUAUAGUCUCGCAUAUAUUCGCGUGCGCGUGUGACGAGUUCGAUAAAAAUACUGCAAACGUUUUAGUUGAAGAGAAUCCCAAAUACUCGAGCCAAUAUGACGGCGGAUCUAUCACCCGUGCAGGAGUACUACAAGGACAAGACGAUCUUCAUCACUGGAGCGUCCGGGUUCAUGGGCAAGGUGCUGCUGGAAAAGCUGCUCUACUCCUGCCACUCGCUGAAGGAGGUGAUCAUCAUCUGCCGCCCGAAGCGCGGAAAGGCCCCCGAAACGCGUCUGGAGGAGAUGUUCAAGCUGCCCAUCUUCCAACGCAUCAAGGACGAGCGUCCGGAGAUGCUCAAGAAGGUGACCAUCUACCAGGGCGACGUGACCUUUGACCAGUUGGGCCUCAGCGGCGAGAGCUUGAAGCAUGUCACCGCGAACACCAACAUUGUGUUCCACAUGGCGGCCACACUCAAGCUGGAGGGCAACCUUCGAGACGCCAUCGACAUGAACCUGCUGGGCACCCGACGCGCCCUCAACGUGGCCAAGGAGAUGAAGCAGCUCGAAGCCUUCAUCCACCUGUCCACGGCCUUCUGCAACUGCGACCAAGAGGUAAUGUACGAGAAGGUGUACGAGUUCCCGCACAAGCCCGAGGACCUCAUGCGCCUGGCCGAGUGGAUGGACGUGAAGACCCUGGACGCCAUCACGCCGGACCUGCUAAAGCCGCACCCAAACACCUACACCUACUCCAAGCGACUGGCCGAGCUCCUGGUGCGCGACCACUACGAGUCCAUGCCCGUCAUCAUCGCCCGUCCCAGCAUCGUAACUCCAGCUAUUGCUGAGCCCCUGCCAGGUUGGGUGGACAAUAUGAACGGGCCUACGGGAGUCCUGAUUGGCGCCGGCAAAGGGGUCAUCCGAUCCAUGAUCUGCAAUGGUGAACUUAAGUCUGAAGUCAUACCCGUGGACAUCGCCAUUAACGGUUUGAUUUUAAUACCUUACCACAACAGUCUUGCUGAGAAGAGAGCUCUCCAGAUACCUGUAUACAAUUUGACCGUGGACGAUGCCAAGAAACGCACAUGGAAGUGGAUAAUGGAUGUAGGUCGCGACUUGGGAAUUAAGUACCCCUUCGAAGUUGGACUCUGGUAUCCCGAUGGUAAUAUGACCUCCAGCAAACUCUAUCACACCAUCUGCACUGUCCUGUUUAUGUGGCUGCCGGCAUACUGUAUCGACUUUCUACUACUAAUCUUCGGACAACGUCGCUUCAUGAUUCGGGUACAAACAAAAGUCGCUGUGGGUCUGGAGGUUUUGCAGUUCUUUACAACGCGCAGCUGGGACUUCAAGUCUUCACACUUUGAGCAGAUCUACAAGGAACUGGGCGCAAUCGAUAGGAAGAUAUUUAAGAUCAAUACCAACGAUGUAGACGACCAUGAGUACAUGAAACUCAGCAUUUUGGGUGGACGUCAGUAUGUGAUGAAGGAACCCUUGACCUCGUUGCCUAAGUCCCGCAUACAGCUAAAAUUCAUGUAUGUCCUGGAUCGUACUUGCAAAACCAUUAUAAUUUUUGGUCUUCUAUAUUGGACUUCCCAGAAACUGGGAAUAAUCGAUUUGGUUGCAAACGGACUCCUGUAUAGAAAAUGAGCCAUUGUUCUUUAAAAGCUAAUUUUUUUGUUUCGCACCUUCAUGUUCACGUGCCUUUAAAAGGUUUUAUUGUAAAUCAGGUCAAAUAUAUUCAGGUGUUUUGUAUACGUUGACUUGUUUUUGCAAGUCGUGUUAAUUGUAAAAUAAAAAAAAUUUUUGUUUUUGUGUACCAUAAA
Molecule: messenger RNA, 1888 nt
Organism: Drosophila elegans
Lineage: Eukaryota; Metazoa; Arthropoda; Insecta; Diptera; Drosophilidae
Product: putative fatty acyl-CoA reductase CG5065
Exons: 8
Coding region: 192-1712 (506 amino acids)
Biological process (GO): long-chain fatty-acyl-CoA metabolic process
Cellular component (GO): peroxisome
Molecular function (GO): alcohol-forming very long-chain fatty acyl-CoA reductase (NADP+) activity
Source: RefSeq, a predicted model, not a curated record